UAUUGUAAAAUAAAACAGGUUGUCAGACAACAAGGAAUCACCUUCGAGCUUCGGCACAAUUUACUGAUAUAUAUGUGUUGAAUAUGCUCAACAGCUAAACAUUAAUUAUUGUUUAUAUAUAUUUUUGCGAGAAGUGAUCAAAUUUGAGCACAAUGUUGUCCUCACCAGAUAAAGAAGAUGACGAUUCCUCUGUUUUCGAAAUGGGGUUUUCAAGCUCACCUGAACCAAUAUCACCAGCAUUGUCUAUAUAAUGUCUUUGUUAUCUACGAAUAAGAAAGGACCAGCGUCAGCCACCAGCAGCUCACCCGGUUUUGAUAUAAGAUUUAGUGACAGUGAAAAAUCAUCUCCUCUCAUACAUUCAGAGGCAAAAAUUUCAAACUCACUUGAAGCUUCUCCUUCAUCAAUCUCAACUAGUACAGAUCUGCCCGAAGAAUUUUCUUCACCAUUUUCUGUUGGGUUAAGUAGCGACGCAAAUGGACCCUUUCCUGAUUCAAAUUCUUCUGAACAUCUUUCGUGCAAUCUUUUGCCUCACGAUACGCCGUCAGCAUAUGUACCAAGUAGGAGCCCAAAAAAAGUCAAGAGAGCUUUACAAUACGAUUCAACCGAUAGGAGUGAUUUACGCUGCAUGGGCCAUAUCAACCACCUGCUGCCAGAGGAAUCCGACAUGAUGACAACUAUCUUCAGUCGCUUUGUCCUGGCGUGUUGGUUGCAGUGUAUAUUAGUAAUUACAAAAAAAGACCGGUUAUUGGUAAUGUUUGUGAAGUUUUGAAUUCAAGUUGCAUUACUGGAAAGGUACAUAUACCGCGACCUGGCAACCCGUUAUGGUUACGAGCAAAGAUGGUGAAAUACCUUGGACAGACACUCUUCCAAAAGAUUCAGUAAUUCUCUGCUCGUUCUAACUUGACGAUAACAACCAUCUCCAAGAAAAUACCAGAAAAUAUUUAAAACGGUGGUAUCGGGAGGAAGCUAAAAGGGCUAUAAGGGUCUGGAUUAAUUUAAAAAAAAAUAUUUUCUACGCUUGUACCUAUAAUUAUACAGACGCAAGAUCCUAAAUUUUUAAGUGCAGAAGCAUUGGAGAAUAUUACUCUCAAUAUCAUUAUCGCAUGCUAACUAAAAUGUAUGCCAACAUUCAAAUGACUCAUUUAUCUUCAGGAAUUAUCACUGAUAUGAAUAAUAAACACUACCUAAGUAUGGACUGCAUUGUUAAGUGUUUUGAGUUUUUAUAAUAACCCAUUAACCCAUUGUAGAUACAGUGCACUACGUUACUCGAACACCCCUAUAUGUCUAGAUCUCU
Dendronephthya gigantea is the source of this 1294-nucleotide messenger RNA. RefSeq lists its product as uncharacterized. Lineage: Eukaryota; Metazoa; Cnidaria; Anthozoa; Malacalcyonacea; Nephtheidae. The transcript is spliced from 4 exons. The record is from RefSeq and is a predicted model, not a curated record. The coding region runs from base 251 to 769 and encodes 172 amino acids.